AUGGCGUUAAACGUGUUGAGCUCGUGGGCUAACCCCUUGUUCGUGCCAUUUGGCGGCGAUAAUCGUGUGGUACGACUGGUGGCCAUACCUUCGGAAGCGCUCCGGGAUUAUCAGCCCGAGGAGUCCCAUCCCUUCGAGUCGGCCGUAAGGGUAGCCCAGGCGUCGGCGCCGAUGGAGGUGUCCGACGACGACUCGUAUGACGAGACGGCGCCCGCCGUUCGCGUUAUAGCCGCCCCUCAAGCCCAGGGACGUCAGCCCCGUAUGUUUAGGUUAGCCGAUACGGGCGCUCGCGAUUUGAGUGCAUUAGCAUCGCAUCACGACUUACAGACGGCCGCCACCGGACACGGAGGUUACGGCCCGUCCGGGUGGCUCGAUAUGGGCGCCUAUAGCAGCGGUUAUGGAGCUUUUGGAUGGUACGCCGACUACCCGGUUGGUGGUGGCAAAGGGUACGGACGUUAAGCCCACGGAAUUUCACAAACACUUGAUUCCGGAUUAAUAUGUUAUUUAUUGUUUCAAACAAAAAGUAUUUUUAUUUAUACCG
Oppiella nova is the source of this 541-nucleotide messenger RNA. Lineage: Eukaryota; Metazoa; Arthropoda; Arachnida; Sarcoptiformes; Oppiidae. The record is from the annotation of a GenBank genome assembly.